UCCAGGUCCUCAUCACGUUAAAGUCGCCAGUUGCUUCAUCUCUUCUGGAUUCUAUUCUAUCAUUCUUACCUACCUUCAUUAAUUUGAAGACGUCCUUCAAUAUAAUCUUCUUCUUCUUCUACAUCGACAUUCCCAAGAAAACGCCAGAAAUCUAUGCUUCUUCCUAGUUCUUUCUCCCUCUUUCAACACAACUCUUAUUAUAACGGGAAUUUGAGGUUUUUAUGAUUCAGGGUUCAAUAUGUAUACUGUGGCAAGGUUAAUAUCAAGAGGAGUAUAUACAGUAUCAGGACCAUUCCAUCCAUUUGGUGGUGCUGUAGAUAUUAUAGUAGUUGAACAACCAGAUGGAAGUUAUAAAUCGUCACCUUGGUAUGUAAGAUUUGGGAAAUUUCAAGGGGUUUUGAAAACUAGAGAGAAAGUUGUUAAUAUCGAUGUUAAUGGGAUUGAUUCAGAUUUUCAUAUGUAUUUAGAUCAUAAAGGGGAAGCUUAUUUUCUUCGGGAUGUUAAAGAAGAUGACGAUGAUUUGAUUUUUACUUCUCCUCUUUCUUCCGGUGAAGAAGAAACUGAUGAUAAUAAUAGUAAUAGCAAUCAGUUGGUUACGGAGACCUCGAUUGAAUCGCAGAGUAGUAUUGAUUCGUUAAGUGUUGAGAAUGAGUUUAAGGGAGAUGUGAAUUUGUUACCCAGGACCAAUUCCAGGCGGUCUAGGUUAUUGAGAUACGUUUUUGGGCGAAGAUCAUCGGUGGGGCAGGAAAUGGGUGGUAGUGGGGAUGGGAGUAUUGUGAGGUUGGAUUCAUUGGAGCAAGCUCAAGUUGCUGCAGAUUUGCUGGAGGUGAAUUGGUCUAAUAAUCUUUCAACUACUGAGGUAAGCGAUUCAAAAUUUGAUCUUUUGGAAUCUAAUGAGAAUGAUUUAGAUUUGGGCGUAAACAAUAAGAAUGAUGAUGAUGAAACUGCUGUAAUUUUUGAUUUACAAAAUUCAAAUUUGGGUGAGAUUGAUGCAAAACCUAGUUUAGAGUCUAGUACAGAACAGAUUUCUAGAGAAUGUAAUGAUAUUCUGGGAGAUAGUUUACAUGAAGUGGGAAGUCAAGGUGAAAGGGUUUCUUCUUAUACAGAUUGUGAGACACCAGAUAGUUUCGUGGCAGGGGUGGACAAUUUAGGAGAAGAGAGAAACCAAUUUUACUGUGAAACAAUGGAGCUCAUUACUGAGGUUAGUUCUGAGCGUGUAUCACGUGUUCUCUUGAUCAAUGAGGAUACAGAACAUGAUUUAGGUACUUGCAACGUUCGGAUCAAUCAGAUUGGGAGUGGAAAGAAUGGAACUUUCAUGGACUGUAAUGCCGAAAAUAUUAGAAAUGAAUCACCUUCACUGGUUAAUAUGCACAUGCUAGCUUCUGAUUCUGUUGAGCCUGGGAAGAUGCAAGCUAUUGAAUUGAGAACGGUACCGGAAAUAGCUGGCGAGAAGAAGUUGGAGGCAGAUAUAGAUGAGGAAUCUGCCGAUCAAUCGACAAUGACAAAAUCUUCUCAUUCUUACACGUCCAACAGUAAUGGUUUUCAUCUUCAAGGAUCAGCAGUUGCCCCAGAACCGGAAGCUCAAGUUGUUAGUGCUGAUAACUUUAUCAGUUCACCCGUAGAUAGAGAGUUAGCAGAGAGUUCAGAUGAAGAACAAUUUGUUUUCAGCGACAUUGAUCAAUUGGAACCCAGUCCCGUCCAUCGCAAAGACUCAACGUCUUCCAAUUCCAGGGAGAUAGAAACUAAUCCUUUGACUUCUAUGGAAAACAUCUUAAAAGAUCACGACGCCUCUUUAUCUUUAAAAACUUUUGUUCCUGGGCAACCUCCUCUUAGUUCUCAGUCAGAGUUUGAAGAAUUAAGGACUACAUCCGGUCCACUAAGUAUUCCCAGCGGUCGAAGGGGUCCAUCAGAGGAAGUUGAAUGGAUGAUGGAAUCUUUGCCAAACUUUCGAUCUGGCAUCGACAAUUUGGAUGUACCUGAUGUCCAUCCUCUAAGCUGCUCACUAGAUUCAGGUUCAGAAGGUCUGGGGUGGAAAUUGUUUAGGAAGGAUAGCUCAAAGCCUUUUACGUCUGAUAUCAACUCAGACAACUUCCUAAAAGAACAGCAUCGAAGUCCAAAAACUUGUAAACUUGAAGAACUUAAAAGAAUGUUAAGUAUCCCGGAAAUUGAGAUUUCUUUGUGCAAGCACUUGUUGUAUGAAGGGAUGGGAAUUGACGCUGCUUCACAAGCCUUUGAUGCUGAAAAAGUAGAUCCAGAGAACUUUGUGGCUGUAGCCUCUGCACCUUUGAACAGUGACAAGCUCGUUGUUAGAAUGGGUGGCCGUUACUUCCCUUGGGAUGCAGCUGUUCCAGUUAUUUCGGGGAUGGCUUCGUUUGGUCAUGAACUAACCUUUGAUCCUGAGGGCAUGAUUGCUGUGGAACGAAUUGAAGAGGCUCUAGAAGGGCAGUCACCAAGAUCUAUAGUUGCCUCUGGAGGCAGCUGGAGACUCUGGCCUUUUAGUUUGAGACGGUCAAGAACCAUCGGGUCUGUAGGUUCAGGGAUGGAUAACACCAUGUGCGAGGGCACUGAUAAUGCAUCAGAGAGCUCCAACUAUGUAUCUCCAGAUAGAAAUGCACAACAAGUCAAGGUUACUGUGAAGAAGGUGAAGUCAAUUGUUCCAACAUCUGAACAGCUGGCAUCUUUGAAUCUGAAGGAAGGUCAGAACGUGAUAAAAUUCACAUUUUCAACUGCGAUGCUGGGGAAUCAGCAGGUCGAUGCUAGAAUUUUUCUUUGGAAGCAUAGUGCACGUAUAGUUGUAUCCGAUGUUGAUGGGACAAUUACCAAAUCAGAUGUUCUUGGCCAGUUCAUGCCCUUGGUUGGAAAAGAUUGGUCUCAGACUGGUGUUGCACACCUAUUUUCAGCAAUCGAGGAAAAUGGGUACAAGUUUAUUUACCUCAGCGCACGUUCAGUUUCUCAGGCCUACCUCACAAGGCAGUUUCUAAUUAACCUCAAGCAGGAUGGAAAAGCACUACCAGAUGGGCCUGUUGUCAUUUCUCCUGAUGGGCUUUUCCCUUCUCUCUACCGAGAAGUUAUCAGAAGAGCUCCUCAUGAGUUUAAGAUCGGAUGCCUAGAGGAUAUCAAGGCAUUGUUUCCUCUUGAUUCCCAUCCAUUUUAUGCUGGUUUUGGGAAUAGAGACACAGAUGAGCUUAGCUACCUAAAGGUUGGAGUUCCGAAAGGAAAAAUCUUCACCAUUAAUCCUAAGGGCGAGGUUGCUGUUCAUCGUCGGGUCGACACAAAAUCAUACACUUCUCUUCAUGCACUUGUUAAUGGCAUGUUCCCUGCCAUGUGCUCAGCUGGGCAGGAAGAAUUUAAUCAGUGGAAUUUCUGGAAACUACCUCCUCUUCAUAUCGAUGAAUGAAGACAUUGACAUUUCCUAACAAGAAAAUUCUUGCCUCGCCCCUUGGAAGUGGGAGAGGGCGAUGGCUCUGACCAUUUUGGCCAUGGACGACCCAGAUAAGAUAUUUGUUGAUGGCUCAGAGUCCCUAUUGUUGUUGUGGGUGUGUCAUUUAUUGAUAGCAGGAAUUGGUCUACAAAUGAUUUAAGGGGAGAGAGAUGAAUUUACGUGUUCUUAUUUUUCCUCCAGAUGACUUGAUUAAUAAACGUGUAACAUAGUGUGUCUAAUAUAUAUCCAUCCCACUUGUUGUCAUAAGAACUCUGUAUGAUUUAUACAGUCAUAAACCAAACAUGUAACUUAUCCUCCACAAAGGUGGGUUUAAAUGUGAAACAACCUCCUGUUGUUCCAGCUCGCAGAAGCUAAAGCAUGCAUAAAAAGAAGGGAAAUAAAAGGAAAACAAGGGAUUAAGAGACGGUGGCAAAUGAAAGUUGGACGAUGUUUAUCCGGACAUCUAAGAACAGUUUUGACACAACAUCCAUCAUAACGACGAGUACAAAAGUUGGUAUUUACAUAAACGGUAGCAUUUUGUUACGGUACUAUAUCAUACCUUCAAAAUGCAAAUUAAGCUGUCAAGCCCUUCAUGGUGUCACUUGGAAACAUGAGAUAGUAGUUGCUAGAAGAUGACAGCUACAACUACUACAAUCAAGGAUGCAAGGAAAAAACAAGACAAAGAAAGCUGGUAAUGGAACCCAUUGGAGUUAGCUGGUAACGAGAUUGCUCAUCUCGUUCUCGUUAAUGAAACCAUCAUGGUUAGUAUCAGCAGAAUGAACUCCACGCCAGCUCUUCCACGUCCAGUUUUACGUAGUACUUCUUUUAGCUCUUGGUUACUUAUACGGCCAUCACAGUCCGAAUUAGAUUUCUUCAACCACACCUUGAACUCCUCCAAAGUCAUCUGACAGGGUUUGCCAGAUACAUAUAUAUUUGCAGGAGGGUGCUUAAUUGCCAUUUUUCUUCCUAAUUACUUUUCUACGUUACAGAUAUCUUACAAAAUACGAAAGA
Molecule: messenger RNA, 4432 nt
Organism: Papaver somniferum (opium poppy)
Lineage: Eukaryota; Viridiplantae; Streptophyta; Magnoliopsida; Ranunculales; Papaveraceae
Product: phosphatidate phosphatase PAH2-like
Exons: 11
Coding region: 239-3397 (1052 amino acids)
Molecular function (GO): phosphatidate phosphatase activity
Source: RefSeq, a predicted model, not a curated record